Planococcus citri (citrus mealybug) is the source of this 1592-nucleotide messenger RNA. Its product is annotated as malectin. Gene Ontology annotation, cellular component: membrane. The record is from RefSeq and is a predicted model, not a curated record. Lineage: Eukaryota; Metazoa; Arthropoda; Insecta; Hemiptera; Pseudococcidae. Bases 313 to 1098 code for a protein of 261 amino acids. The transcript is spliced from 4 exons. Gene Ontology annotation, molecular function: carbohydrate binding.
AUGAAGAAAAAAAUAACCGCAUCCGCAUUUCGAUAAAAUAGAUAUGAAAAAUUUCAUGAUAAUCGUCGUGCAACAAACUCGUUGGCUAUUAAAUUAAUUAAUAUGAAUAGUCGCAGUCCGAACGGUUCGUACACGUUCGCUACUAUUUCGGUACCGUCAUCAUUCGCGGCUCUCAUAUACGUAUCGGUAUCGAGAUAGAAAAAACUGCUGUAAUGAUGUAUCGCAGUUAGCUCGAAGCUCGAUGGUCACUUGUUCAGUUCAGUUUAUAUGGCGGAUUGUAGGUAGUCCUUCACUCGCGUGCGUUAGAUUAAGAUGUAUCCAAUUCGGUGUUUUCUUCUAAUCAUCGUAUGUUCAUCACUGAGCGUUAAUGGUUUCGAUCCAAAUCGAGUGAUAUACGCUGUGAACGCCGGCGGCGAUGUGCACUACGAUAGUCUGGGUAUCCGCUACGAUAAAGAUCCGCUGCACGGUAAAGUUGGCAUUUCAUCGGAUUAUGGUAAAUCUCUAGCUAUUCGUAGAGUUCCUGAAAAGGAUUUCGAACUGUAUCAAGUGGAAAGAUACCAUCAUAAUUCGUUCGGUUACGAGGUACCCAUCAGCGAAGAUGGAGAUUAUGUUCUCGUGUUGAAGUUCUGCGAAGUCUAUUUCAAUACUCGUAACUCCAAGGUGUUCGAUGUAUCGUUAAACGGUAUGCGAGUUAUUGAGAAUCUCGAUAUUUACGAUAAAGUUGGCAAAGGUGUAGCUCACGAUGAAUACAUCCAGUUCAGUAUCAAAGACAACGCGUUCGUAUACAAUAAUAUGGAAUCAUUCAUCAAUAAUGGCAGAAUCAAAGUGGAAUUUUUAAAGGGACGUAAAGAUAAUCCGAAAGUCAACGCUGUUAUCGUCUACAAGGGAACCAUCGAUGAUAUACCGAAAUUGCGUCCUUUGAUGGAAGAAGAGAAACCUUACCAUCUACGCGAACGACCUGAAAGAAAAACAUUCCAUCAACCGCGUAUUACCCGAGAAGAUCCUUACAAUUACCAAGAUCUGUUAACCACUUUUUGGCCAAUACUAGUCUCGAUUCUACCUGUAAUUCCUAUAAUUUACUGCCUUUGUAAAAUUUAACCCUCCAUAUGAGGUUUUUUUUUUACAGACUCGGUGACAAAACCUCUUCUUUUCGUGAGUAACGUCGAUAAUUACUUUUUAAUGUUAUUCUAGUCGUCUGACCUAAAAAUGUACCCAUAAAACUAGUCAGAAUAAUAUUUUAUCGAUUAUAUUUCUAUUCUUUAGAGAUUAAUCAGUCAUUCUCUGGUCCCAGAUUUUAUUCUUCUGGAUUGAAAAUACUAUCUUUUAAAACUCACGUUAGAGAAGUUGUUGCGUGUUCUUCGUCAUCUCAAUUACCCUAUUUUUCUCGUAAUAGUCUUUAUGAAAAAAUACCGCCGGUGUUUUCGUGUUUUUUUUCUCUGUUUGGGCGACUUAUUCGUGCCUUAUUAUUUUUAAACGUUCGUUAUAUUCAUAUGUAUUUUGUGUCUUUGUUAUAUGUAUUUUUUUUGUUAUUCGUGUAUUGAUAUUAAUACGAUGACGACGGUGUCAACGAGUAAUAAAUUAUCUAUUCGUGA